Molecule: messenger RNA, 922 nt
Organism: Drosophila yakuba
Lineage: Eukaryota; Metazoa; Arthropoda; Insecta; Diptera; Drosophilidae
Product: vacuolar ATPase assembly integral membrane protein VMA21 homolog
Exons: 2
Coding region: 113-430 (105 amino acids)
Biological process (GO): vacuolar proton-transporting V-type ATPase complex assembly
Cellular component (GO): endoplasmic reticulum membrane
Source: RefSeq, a predicted model, not a curated record
AUUUGUGAUUUGUCAAAUAUUUCUGAUAACCGAAUGGCAGGCCAAAGCAAAACCAGAAAUUAAAAGAAAUUACUGAUUUUUCAAUUAAGCCGUAUUCUAUUUAACUGGAAAUAUGUCGACCAAGAACAAGAAGGCCGCCGGUGGCAAUGGAGGGGCGCCGAAACAAACCCGCCAGCAGUCGCACGACUCGCAAGACUACAGCUCCUUCAAAACAGUGCUCUUUUACUGCAUGCUCAUCGUUUUCCUGCCCGUGCUGACCUUCUUCGUGCUGAAGGGCUUCGUUUUGGAUCAAUUCCUCGACAUUUCCGAAGUUAAAGUGAAUAUAGCAUCCGCCGUGGGAGCGGUCGUUGCAUUGCACGUCGCCCUGGGCCUCUAUAUUUACAGGGCCUACUUCGGCGCUCCCGGUUCCAAGGCCUCGAAGACGGACUAAUCCUCAUCUACCCCGGACUGUUACCCCAUUUCCAUUAACUAUAAGUCGGUAGAGAACUCUUGUACAUACAUGCUAUAUACAUAGAUACAAUUGUUUACAUGCCAGCAAGGGAGGAGAAAGUCGCCUGUAAACUGUGUGUAAUCGUUUUCAUUGCAUAAGUUUCGAUAACAGCGUGGAAAACGUGUUGUGUAGUGUUCUGUGUGCAUAAUUUGUAUUAAAAAUAUACAUAAAUAAGUGAAAUGCGUGUGCUACUAAGAAAUUAUUCCCUGAUGGAGGCCGUCAAGAGAUUGCUGCCGAGACCCCGCAAAAAAAUCUACAACCUAGGCGCUUGCUUCGAACUGGUGGAUAUUCCUAAGGUUACCUAAAUGAUAUAUUUACUCGACUUUCUAUUUAAAAGGGGUGGCUCGAGAAUUCGUUCAGGCUGACAUCGAUAAACUUGCUUUAUAUAUUUUGAUAAGAGCUCCAAAUAAACCUUUUUGAGUUUAAAAUGAA